This is a messenger RNA of Aspergillus mulundensis, 1305 nucleotides long. Its product is annotated as aminoglycoside phosphotransferase family protein. The coding region runs from base 1 to 1305 and encodes 434 amino acids. The record is from RefSeq and is a predicted model, not a curated record. The transcript is spliced from 5 exons. NCBI's taxonomy places the organism in Eukaryota, Fungi, Ascomycota, Eurotiomycetes, Eurotiales, Aspergillaceae. Gene Ontology annotation, cellular component: mitochondrion.
AUGACAGGUGGGAAGACGCUGAUUGCUCGCAUUCCAAACCCAAACGCUGGACCGCCUUGCCUUACAACGGCGUCAGAGGCUGCAACUAUGGACUUUUUACGAAAUAUUCUUCCGAUUCCUGUCCCCGGGGUCUUUGCCUGGAGCUCUGCCACGGAUUCCACGAACAGCGUGGGCGCCGAAUACAUCAUCAUGGAACAUGCCCCGGGCACAAACCUCGCAGAAGUUUGGGAGAACAUGGAGCUUGAGCAAAAGGUGCGGACAAUGGAGGAUAUAGUUACCAUCCAGCAGAGGCUACUUUCGCUGCGAUUCUCAGAGAAGGACGCAACCCCUCGGUCCAGCCCUGCCGUUGUUCAUGGGGAGAGGAUAUCAGGAGAAGACAGGACCAAGAUCGCAGAGCGAUUCUCUAUCGGUCCAAAUGUUGAUACCGACUUCUGGUGCAACGAGAGAGCGGGAAUGGAUAUCGAUCGUGGACCAUGGGCAUCUGCAAUUGACUACGUUCAAGCCGUCGCGCGUCGGGAAAUAGCCUGGAUCCAAAAGCACGUAAUCCCACGUUCCCCUGACGAUCCGUUCUUCGUCUCCCACAGCCAAAACGAUCCUGCUGAGCACGUCUCCCUCCUUGAACGAUACCUCACCGUUGCGCCGUGCCUCCUCCCACAGGAGAACGACCUCAUAGGCUCAUACCUCUGGCACUCCGACCUCCGUACCCCGAACAUUUUCGUCGACGACACUGGUCACAUUACAAGCAUCAUCGACUGGCAGAGCACAUAUGCAGCCCCUCUCUUCCUAGAAGGCCGACAUCCGUCCUUCCUCGACUACAACGGCGAACUACUGCUGCAGCUCCCCGAGAGCUUCAAGACCCUCGACAACGAAACACAAGCUACGACCAAAGACAAAGUCACAAAGUCGAUCCUGCUAUACCUGUAUGAAAAAUACACCGCGGAAAGGAACCCACUUCUGCACCGCGUCUUCCGAUAUCCGAAUGGGAAGUUACUGACUGAUCCGAUUCGUUUUGCUGGAUGUACUUGGGAGGGCGAUAUCCUGCCGCUGCGGGAGUCACUAAUAAGGGUGCAGAAGAAAUGGGACUCGUUGGGUAUUACGGCACAGUGCCCCAUUCACUUCUCACCGGAGGAGAUUCGAAAACAUCGAGAGCAGGGGGAGGGAUGGAACGAGGUGCAGGAUUUCUGGGAUGCGGUGUCGGGGGUUGUGGCUAGGGACGGCUGGACGUCCCACGAAACCUACCACCAGGGUCGGGAGAUCUAUGCUCAAAUUAUGGCAUCGGAGGAGGGCGAGUCAAGUUCGUGCUGA